UGUUGCUUGCUCCGUAUGCAGAUUGAGCCACAUGAUUAUAUCACAAAGCUUUUCAAUGCAGUUGUUCAGUUUAAUAACAUCCUGACUAAUUUUGAUCGGGACAUAUGGAGCUAUAUUUCGUUAGGUUAUUUUAAGCAGAUGACCAAGGCUGGGGAGAUUGGAUCUUCAACUAUGCCUCAUAAAGUUAAUCCCAUUGAUUUUGAGAAUAGUGAGGGCAACUUGUGUUUGGCUAAUGCUAUUUUAUCUGCUCUCAGCUCGAAAUUGCCCAUCUCUCGUAUGCAGAGGGAUUUGACCGAUUCCACUGUUUUGAGGAAUUUGGGUAUUGGAUCUGGGUAUUCUCUCUUGGCAUACAAAAGUGCACUACAAGGAAUCCGGAAUCUUCAGGUUAGUGGUAAAAUCUGUAUGAGAUGGUUAUCACUAGAGAAUUAGAUAUAAAGCUAGAUG
Asparagus officinalis (garden asparagus) is the source of this 444-nucleotide messenger RNA. RefSeq names its product adenylosuccinate lyase-like. Bases 16 to 429 code for a protein of 137 amino acids. Gene Ontology annotation, molecular function: N6-(1,2-dicarboxyethyl)AMP AMP-lyase (fumarate-forming) activity. The record is from RefSeq and is a predicted model, not a curated record. Gene Ontology annotation, biological process: IMP biosynthetic process. The transcript is spliced from 3 exons. Lineage: Eukaryota; Viridiplantae; Streptophyta; Magnoliopsida; Asparagales; Asparagaceae.